This is a messenger RNA of Mesocricetus auratus (golden hamster), 3978 nucleotides long. It is a transcript of the gene Ptafr, whose product is annotated as platelet activating factor receptor. Gene Ontology annotation, cellular component: membrane. Gene Ontology annotation, molecular function: G protein-coupled purinergic nucleotide receptor activity; platelet activating factor receptor activity. The transcript is spliced from 4 exons. The record is from RefSeq and is a predicted model, not a curated record. Gene Ontology annotation, biological process: G protein-coupled receptor signaling pathway; chemotaxis. The coding region runs from base 645 to 1670 and encodes 341 amino acids. Lineage: Eukaryota; Metazoa; Chordata; Mammalia; Rodentia; Cricetidae.
AACAGGGAUUGGAAAGCAGAAUACAGUGAGUCACACACUUGGGUCUGGGCCUGCCUUUGGCUUACUCCUCCCUCAUUCUCUACCCUGCUUCCUGAGCUCUGAGGAAUCCUCAAGGAAACAUGCUCUCAAGAAAGUGGGUUCUCAGUGGCCUCCAGCCUGCAGCCCUCUCACCUCUUAGACCAGCGUUCCCACCACGGCUUAGGAGGCCUCUGCAGUACUCAGGUCUGGCAAGCUCAGCUUGGAGGUUCCUGUGGCAUCCGUUGGAGGGGCCCUGGGUCACUGUGUUUCCUCCCGGGGGUGACUUGGCAGUGCGAGGCUCUGUUUCCUCACUUCUGCAUUUGCCAGGCUACGACACAGAGGCUAGCGCUGGGGCUUAGACCCGGAGGGACACGCAGAGCCUACAGUGAGAAGUCUACAGGUCCUGGGGAUCCAAUCAGGCCACCAGACUUGACGCCAGGCGCCUCUAUCCACUGACUCAUCUCAUAGGCUGCUAACCUUAUUUAUGCAGGCUCUGCCUUCAUCUCCUCUCUCUUGAUCCUUGGGAUUAAGUUCCAACAUGGGGGCUGGAGAAAUGGCUCACUGGGCACACACAGCACCCCAUGAUCAGGUGACCCUUCCAACCCAGAGCAGUGCAGGCCAGAGCAAUGGAGCAAAACGAAUCCUCUCGUGUGGAUUCUGAGUUUCGAUACACCCUCUUUCCCACCGUUUACAGUGUCAUCUUUAUUCUGGGGGUGGUUGCCAAUGGCUAUGUGCUGUGGGUCUUUGCCCGCCUGUACCCCUCCAAGAAACUGAACGAGAUAAAGAUCUUCAUGGUGAACCUCACCAUUGCGGACCUGCUCUUCUUGAUCACGCUCCCGCUGUGGAUUGUCUACUACUACAAUGAGGGCAACUGGAUUCUACCCAAAUUCCUGUGCAACCUGGCUGGCUGCCUCUUCUUCAUCAAUACCUACUGUAGUGUGGCCUUCCUGGGUGUCAUCACUUAUAACCGCUACCAGGCCGUGGCCUAUCCCAUCAAGACUGCUCAGGCCACCACCCGCAAGCGUGGCAUCUCUCUGUCCCUGGUCAUCUGGAUUUCCAUCGUGGCUACUGCGUCCUACUUCCUGGCCACAGACUCCACCAACGUAGUACGCACAAAGGAUGGUUCGGGCAACAUCACUCGCUGCUUUGAACAUUACGAGCCACACAGUGUGCCGAUCCUAGUUGUUCACGUCUUCAUCGCAUUCUGUUUCUUCCUCGUCUUCUUUCUUAUCCUCUACUGCAACCUGGUCAUCAUCCACACGCUGCUCACGAGGCCCGUGCGGCAGCAGCGCAAACCGGAAGUGAAGCGCCGGGCGCUGUGGAUGGUCUGCACGGUCUUGGCGGUAUUUGUCAUUUGCUUUGUGCCCCAUCACGUGGUCCAGCUGCCCUGGACUCUAGCAGAACUUGGCUACCAGACCAACUUCCACCAGGCUAUUAAUGAUGCCCAUCAGAUCACCCUCUGCCUCCUGAGCACCAACUGUGUCUUAGACCCUGUAAUAUACUGUUUUCUUACCAAGAAGUUCCGAAAGCACCUCAGCGAAAAGUUUUACAACAUGCGCAGUAGCCGGAAGUGCUCCAGGGCCACUACUGACACAGGCACCGAGGUGAUGAUGCCGGCUGAUCAGACUCCUGUCAUGUCACUGAAAAAUUAAUUUCUGUCUUAGUAAAGUCAGACCCGGAGUCUCCUCUUCCGUGGACCUCACAGACUGAGCUGGGAGGCGAGGGGUUUCUGGUUGUGGCCAAUCCCUCCUGGGACCCUGGUGGACUAUUAAGUGUACCAGUUACUUUCUCACGGAGUAACUGCACUGGCAGCUUGUUGGAAAAUACCAAACUUGAAUGUUCCUUUUCACCCAUUUUUGGGUUAACAACUAGCGACUGUGGCUGAUUGGCUCAUAUGAAGCUUCAGAAUCUGACAUCGCAGCUAUGGCCAAACCUCGGGCUUAGACUCUGAGCCACCCAGUUCAUCCAACUGGGGCCGCAGCCUUAAGAAUUGGGCAGUAACAGCCGGGCGGUGGUGGCAUGUGCCUUUAACUCCACCCACAGGCACAAGGUCUUUGGCACACUUCCUAGAGGCAGUGGUUUGGUGGAAGCAUUUGACUGACCCAAUAACUUGCCUCAAAUGUAACCAGAUGAUAAAAUACAAACGCUGACCAGAAGCUAGGAUGGGAGUGUUAUGUCUUGAGGCAGCUGAAUUUCAGCCCAGGCCUCAGAGUUCUGAGAGACUGGAAGAGAGAUGGCUCCCUCAGGACACUGCAAUUUCAACUUGCCAACUGUGGCACUUGUGGCGGCAGCAGCAGCAGCUUUUGAUGACCUCUGGUGAUUUUUGAUGAGUGUCACAUUUCACUCACGGAGCCCCGCCUCCCUGUCAGAAACAACUCAAGGAAGGAGAGAUUUAUUUGACUCACAGUUUCAGAAGACUUCAGUCCAUCAUGGCAACGAAGACGCGACGGGGCAGCUCAGACUACGGUGGUAGGAACAGGAGGUCAUUCAUGUUUCAGUGAGCCAGGGGUAGGGAGCAACUGCCAGCCGCCUACUUCUAUAGCCAGGUCCUACCUCCUGACAGUUCCAUGGUCUCCCGAAAUAACAACGUUAGUGGGAGAUUAAAGAUACAGAACACGGCCCUGGGCCCGAGAGAUCAGGUAAUGCUAACAUGGACGGUCAGAGUUCUAUCCCAGAACCCUCACAGUGGAAAGAGAACAGACUCCUGCAAGCUGUCCUCCUGAUACACACUGUGGCACACGCAUGCCCACCUGCCCCAUACACACAAAAGUCAAUACAACAAAGCCAACAAACAUGACCUGUGGGGAUGAGGGUAUUUUAGAUUAAAAAAUUCAUGAACUAUUACAUUCAAGCGAGGUCCUCUUCUGUCCCCCUGUCUAGAAACCUCAGACUCAGAACUCUGAGGAACUUUUCCUGGUUUCCUGAGCCUUGUGCUCUUUAAAAAUAAUAAUAAAUAAAAUAAAUGUCUUUCCCUUCAGCUAGCGUCCCCUUGAAGUUGGGUCAGCUGAUUCCUGUCUGUCAGACAAGCAUAGGUCGGUAACCUGCUUGGGUUUAGGAUGAUGGCUAUGGGCUGUACCUAGCUGAAGGGGACCAGGUAGCUAAGGCAACACACUUGAACUUCAGCAUCUUACAAACUCAGGUUCAUGUCUUGCCUGUGCUUGGUGCUGUCUAGAAAGUGAGAAUUAGAUUUUCUACCUCUUGGUGUUAUUAGCUGGUAGGUACAACAUACCUCACCGGCGGUGAUGAGCAGGGCAUACUCAACUGACUCUUGGCUACUCAUCCCUGAUCCCACCCCCAGUCCCCUGAUAGGAAGUGAAGGGGUGCGAUUUGGACAUCUGGAUUCGGGAUGCUGUUCGGGGCUUUGCAGACUGCUUACUGAAGUCAUUUAAACUCUGGAGCCGUGACCGUGUCUGUGUGUAAAGUGAGCAGGCUGAGUGGUCACCUGGGUAGACAAAUGGCUUUUCAAAGAAAGCAGAUAUAGCGGGCAAGGCAAAGGCCCGAGAGAAACCACUGACACCGGUUCUCAACAUUCCCAGAACCGCCACCCUUUAAUACAGUUCCUCAUGUUGUGGUGACCCCCAACCAUGAACUGAUUUUUGUUGCUACCUUGUAACUGUAAUUUUGCUACUGUUAUGAAUCAUAAUGUAAAUAUUUUUGGAGGUAGAGGUUUUCCAAAGUGCUCUAAACACAAAGUUUGAGAAUCACGGCACUAGAGCCUGUAGAGAGAAGACAGCCUCCAGGGGCCAGAAUGCAUUUCUGUAAGCUUUCCCUUGAGACCCGGGAGGUUCGCUUGGCAGGAUUCCUUUUCUUCCUUAAGCUCAUUCAAAUGGGUGUCUAGUACCUUCAAUCAAACAACCUUCUCUAUGUUUCUAUGUGGAUACAGUAUAUUCCGAAUUUCACUCAUUUGCAUAUCCAUGUACCACAGCAUGUUUACUUAAUAAACAUUUUUUUGUUUUUAAA